Molecule: messenger RNA, 1611 nt
Organism: Rubroshorea leprosula
Lineage: Eukaryota; Viridiplantae; Streptophyta; Magnoliopsida; Malvales; Dipterocarpaceae
Source: the annotation of a GenBank genome assembly
GUUUGGUUGGGAUGAAAAAAAUCUAAAAUAUUAUCCGCAGACUUUAUCGAAGAAGGAACCGAAUUCAGUGUUGGAGAAAUGGUGCCGGCGGUGGAACUCUCUCCGACGGCAUUGUCGCUUUGCAAUUCAACCUUUCGCCACCCCGCUUUCUUGCACAGAAGCAGAAACAGUAACUUGUCUCCCCUUCUUCCUCUAAAAACCCACUCUCCUCCUUCUCCAUUCUUGGCUUUCUGUUUCAAAAGCAUACCUUUACUCUGUUCUUCUGCGCAAUUACAAGGAACACAUUUAGCUUCUGGUUCUGUUUUCGGAAAUGGAGAUGAUAAACUGCGGGUUUUCGCUAUUAAGAAUGGAAGAAAAGGUGGCACUGCGGUUGUUGAAAUGGACAGUUCUGAGGAUGCUGCUGACGAGUAUUCUGAUUUUGAUGAUGAAUUUCUUGGGGUCGAGGAUGAUGACGGUGACGGUGAUGGUGAUGACGAAGGGAUGUUUUUGCCACUUGGGAAGUUAAAGAAGUGGCUUGAGAAGAAGCCUCGUGGGUUCGGUGAAGGGAAAGUGUAUGAUACUUCUAUAGAAGACAAGCUGCUCGAUGAAAUGCGGCAGAGUAGGGAGGCGCAGAUUGCUAAUAUCAAUAAGCUCAAGAACAAUCCUAUCAAACCUGAUUCGAAGAAAGAUCAUCAAAAGAAAAAAGCACCUGAAGUCAUUACAAGCAGAAUCCGUGUCCAUCUUGUCAACCUUCCUAAAAAAAAGAACAUUCACCGAGAUCUUCAAGCUGCCUUUGAAGGAGUUCCUGGCAUAAUUGAUAUAUCUCCAGCUGUUUCUGGAAACAAGAAGACAAAGGACCCAAUCUGCAAGGGCUUUGCUUUUGUUGAUUUCAAGUCUGAGGAUGAUGCAAUUAGGUUUGUGCAGAGAUUCUGUGGAUAUAAUUUAGCAUUUGGUAGACGAAAUAAGCAAAUAAGAUGUGAGAUGAUGAAUGCACUUUGUCCCAACCUUGGUAAUGAACGAUCACCAGAUAAUGCCUGCAUUACAACUGAACCUGCAGUUGCUGCAUCAGAAGAGGGGUUGGAUGCUGAUUCUGAUGGUGGUAACUUUUCCUCAGGUUUCUCACUGGAAGCUGCAUUUGGUGAAUCUGAAGAUCUAGAUGAUGAAGGUGAUGUCGAAAUUAGGGAGGAAAGUGACAAGGUGGAAAUGAAAGAUAUUGAAGAAUAUAACAUGGAAAUUAGGGAUGCGAGUGACAAGGUGGAAAUAGAAGCUAUCAGACACAACCUGGAAAUGGUCAGUGCAACAAUGCCAACUAGUCACACAGACCCAACAUUGGAAUCAAGUUCCUCAAAUCAGCAAAGGAAACCCAAAACUACUAAGAAAAAGCUACCCACCAAAGGAAAACAGCAAAAAGUUCCAAAGCUAGACAUUCCAGGAUCUGCAAAGAGGUUAAAGAUCAAGGAGAAGGCUGUCUUAACAGGUGUGUUCUCCAAAUAUGGAGGAAAAACCGCUUCAAGUUGAAAAGAGAAGUCCUAAUUCGCCAAGUGGGGCAGAUUAUUUGAUACUACCAUGAUGCAAAUAUGUUGAAUUUAACUUGUAAACUGAUCAUAUAUGAAAUAAAAAUGGUCCUCAUGA